Aureobasidium uvarum is the source of this 858-nucleotide messenger RNA. NCBI's taxonomy places the organism in Eukaryota, Fungi, Ascomycota, Dothideomycetes, Dothideales, Saccotheciaceae. The record is from the annotation of a GenBank genome assembly.
AUGCCCAUGCAUCUCAUGACAGACGACGACAACAUGGCCUACAAUGGCAAUUACGCCAACUCGUCUCGUCACGAGCAGCGGGAGCCGUCGCUGCAACAACAACCACAGCAGCCAGGGACCCAGCAGAACCGCCAACAACCUCAGGACCCACCACUCACAACUUCGCCAAACUUUGACAUCCUGGACUGGCAUCCGGCCUAUGAAUCCUGCCAACGUUACUUUCUCGACCACGCACAGCAUGAAGCUGGCACCCAGGCAUUGUGUGCUUUGAUCAAUAUCCGACUGCCUUUCCAAUGGCAUCAAAACCCUGUCAUCUCAUCAAACCCUUCACAGGUGCUAGGAAGCAGCCCUGGUUCUGGAGGCCCAUCUUUCAACUUUAAUCAAUGGUCACGACCGAACUCUUCGGCCAACGGUCGCAGCUCACAACCUACGCCCGCUUUUGUAUCCCUAGUCCCUUAUAUCCGACGUCUAGUCAUUACCGGAUUCGACAAGCCUGGAAUCUUGCAUGGCUUCUUUGGCGAUGCAUACCAAGCUGGCAUCACUCCCAUGCAAGACUGUGAACGCCGCAACUAUCUUUUCGCCGCCAAGCACGGUGGUUGGCGAACCUGCAAGAAGCAGUACGACAUGAAUCCCGAGGAGACAGUUCCUUUCCUCAAGCCGUUGCAGAGCAUUCGCGACGAGGAGUUGGACGCUGCAGAGAAGAGUUGGAGUUCAUGGUUAGCCAUGGAGGAUUGGAUGAUUGGUCCUCGUGCGCCUCAUGAAGAGACUGGACAGGAUCAAUCGAGUGAACGUUCUAGACCUUGGGAGCGUGCAGGGGGGGUUGCGGGCUACGACUCUGGGCUCCCAGAUGGCAUCUGA